This is a messenger RNA of Hibiscus syriacus, 1674 nucleotides long. RefSeq lists its product as uncharacterized. The record is from RefSeq and is a predicted model, not a curated record. Lineage: Eukaryota; Viridiplantae; Streptophyta; Magnoliopsida; Malvales; Malvaceae. The coding region runs from base 1 to 534 and encodes 177 amino acids. The transcript has 4 exons.
AUGGGUGGAAAAAAAAUCCUUCCUUACACUAUAGGGGACCAGUUGUUGUUGUUGGAACGUGGACGGUGUUCGAGAGACCACGGGUGGAGCUACCGGAAGCUUCUGAAACAUGGAGGGACAGCUGGUGUUCCUCUGAAAUCUACUGGAUGGAGCGGGGAACAGCUAGUGUUGCUGGAAGCAACUGGAACACUGCUGUGGUGGAGCUACCGACGUGGAGGGACACCUGGUGCUCCUCUGGAAAUUGUUGGAACCGUCGAGUGGAGUGCAACGUGGAGAUGGCUACUGUCAAGGCUUCAAGAUUUGAAAACAUUGGAUCUCCGUGGAUGUAGGAAUCUUAUAAAUUUAACGAGCAAAACAAGCAGAUUAGUCAGCCUCGAGCAUCUCCAAGUUGAUGGUUGUGAUAAAUUGGCUUACAUGCCUCCUGGACUGGGGAAUCUAUCUUGCCUGCAAGAGUUGUGUGUGUUUGUUCUAGUAAAAACCACAAAAAAAAGAUGUUGGUCGACUAAGAAACUUAAAUGGGCUGAACAAACUUGAAGGCAUGCUGCAAAUUUCGGGUUUAGAAAAUGCUGUUGCAGAGCAGGGAUCUACUUACUUGAAGGAGAAAUUGAAUUUGAAAUCCUUAAAAUUGGAGUGGAAGAUCAGGGAAGGAGAUGAUGUGUUUGAUAAUAUAAAUGAGGAAAUGGUUUUUGAAUGCCUUGAACCACACACGAAUCUGGAGAACCUUAUGGUGUGUGGUUACCAAGGAAGCAAGCUAAGCUGGUUGUCAUCCAUGUUCAGUUUAACUGAACUAAUAUUGUUUAGUUGUACUAAAUGCAAGCAUUUGCCACCAUUGCAUGAGUUAUCUUCCCUCAAACCUAUCCAGCUUUUAAAAUUAGAAGCUUUAGGGAAUGUGUCCGAGACUGAAAAGCAGAAGGAUUUGUUUUCCAGAACAUAUUUUCCAUCCUUGGAACUACUAUGAAUAAAUGAUUGGAUGGUGGAAAAGUGAUGUUGGUGAAUCUUCAAAUCCACAUUUGCCUUACUUUCCUAGCCUUUCAGUUUUAACCAUCAAAGACUGUCCUAAUCUACCCUCUAUGGCGCUGUUCCCUUCGGCCGAAGAUUUGGAUUUGAAGAAAACCAGCUCGAAACCUCUCCAAGAGACAAUGAAGUUGAAGAUGACAACACCAGAAACACCGUAGUCAUCUUCUUCAACUCCGCGUCCUUUCUCCAAAUUAAAAUAUUUUCGCAUACAGGAGAUUGAAGAUCUAGAUUCUCUACUAGAGGAGUUUCUGCAAAACCUAACUUGUAUUCGGCACUUACGCAUACAUAGAUACCUUAACUUGACAUCACUGCCUGAGGGGAUGCAUCACCUCACUUCUUUGACCACAUUGGAAAUUCGUGAUUGUCCCCAAGUAUCUGAAAGGUGCCAAAGGGAUACCGGACUGGCCUAAUAUUGCUCACAUUCAAAACAUUCUGAUUGAUCGAAGAACAUAUUUAAUCAAUGAAGGUACAGAGGAACGUUGUUGCAUGGUUUUGCUUCCAAAUACAUGGAGGCCUUCUAGAUGGUGUGAUUGUCGGAACCUGUUUCGAUUUCGAAUGGUCAUGCUUUACGUGGUUUUGGUUUGAUCUAGUCUUGCACUUGCUGGAACAUGUUCAAAAUUGCCAUGCAUGUUGUAUUGUUUUGUUACUCUUUCCAUU